Messenger RNA from Myripristis murdjan (pinecone soldierfish), 4098 nucleotides. RefSeq names its product angiopoietin-like 1b (gene angptl1b). Gene Ontology annotation, biological process: blood coagulation, common pathway; positive regulation of heterotypic cell-cell adhesion; blood coagulation. Gene Ontology annotation, molecular function: protein-macromolecule adaptor activity; extracellular matrix structural constituent. Gene Ontology annotation, cellular component: fibrinogen complex. NCBI's taxonomy places the organism in Eukaryota, Metazoa, Chordata, Actinopteri, Holocentriformes, Holocentridae. The record is from RefSeq and is a predicted model, not a curated record. The coding region runs from base 207 to 1661 and encodes 484 amino acids. The transcript is spliced from 5 exons.
CAUGCAGGCCUUCAUUCUCAAUGAGACCAAAGACAGAGGGAGACCGAGAGUGAGGCAAGGAGAAAGGAGAUCAUGCUCCUCCAGAGGAAACACAACUGAGAGACCAACCUGGGUCCUACCUGCACCUCCUGGACCGCUGACUGUGCUAACCACUAACAAAAAUUGAUAGCUCUUUAGCUUUUUUGGUGGUAAAGAGAGGAACAACUAUGGGACCUGGAGAGUGGAGCCUAUUUAUCCUGUUUGGUCUGUCCCUCUGGAGCAGCAGCGAGGGCCUCACCAAGCAUCCCAUUCUUUCCCGGAUACGAAGGGCUCCAGCGGACACUGGAGACGCCAAGAAAUGUUCCUAUACCUUCCUGGUCCCUGAGCAGAAGAUCACGGGCCCCAUUUGUGCCGCCCGGGGUUACUCCACCGACAAGGACCGGGUGACGCGCCUGGAUGUGGCCGCGGUGCGCGACUUGUUGUCAAAGCAGCGCCGGGAGAUGGAGACCCUGAAGCUGGUGGUGGACGUGGACGGCAACAUGGUGAACGAGAUGAAGCUGUUGAGGAAAGAGAGCAGGAACAUGAACUCCAGGGUGACCCAGCUGUACAUGCAGCUGCUGCACGAAAUCAUCAGGAAGAGGGACAACUCCCUGGAGCUGGCGCAGCUAGAGACGCGCAUCCUCAACGCCACCGCCGAGUCACUGCGUCUGGCCUCCCGCUACCGGGAACUGGAGGCCCGAUUUGCGGCUCUGUCCGCGCUGGUGAACAACCAGUCGGUGCUGAUCGGAGAACUGGAAGAACGUUGCAUGCAGGUGUACAACCGCAGGCAUGAACCGCUGCCCAUGGGACCCCCGCUGGUGCAGGUGGUGCCUGAGAAUAUUCCUGUCAAUGUACCGCGUUUCACCAAUGAGAUCCAGAGGGACCACACCAGAGCUUUUGCCCGGGAAAGGGGUUCACGCUCUGGGCCUUCUCCUACUGGCAGCACCCUGGAGCUCCAGAAACCUUCUCCAAAAAACUUCAGCGCUGAAGGACCAUACCGAGACUGUCUCGAGGCUCAAGAAGCCGGCCACAGCACCAGCGGCAUGUACCUGAUUAGACCAGAUGAUUCUGAAAGGCCCAUGCAGGUCUGGUGUGAACAGGGAAUAGACAACGGAGGCUGGACUGUUAUCCAGAGCAGGAGAGACGGAUCAGUUAACUUCUUCAGGAACUGGGAUAGCUACAAGAGUGGCUUUGGCAACAUAGACGGGGAAUACUGGCUCGGUCUGGAAGGUAUAUACAACCUGGGAAAGCAGGGUGACUACAAGCUGCUGAUAGAGCUGGAAGACUGGAUGGGCAAGAAGGUGUAUGCUCAGUACAGCAGCUUCCAUCUGGAACCUGAGAGCGAGGGCUACCGCCUGAGGCUUGGCACUUACCAAGGCAAUGCCGGGGACUCCCUCAGCAGCCACAACGGCAAACAGUUCACAACCCUGGACCGUGACAAGGACGCCUUCUCAGGUAACUGUGCCCACUUCCACAAAGGAGGCUGGUGGUACAAUGCAUGCGGUCAAGCCAAUCUGAACGGUGUCUGGUACACUGGAGGGGUCUACCGCAGCAAGUUCCAGGAUGGGAUCUUCUGGGCUGACUACGGUGGAGGCUUUUACUCCAUGAAGUCUGUCCGCAUAAUGAUCAGGCCUAUAGAUUGAGGUGAUGUUGUAGGCCAGGCUAGUGCAGGGGCAGCUAUGAAAGAGAGGGCAUACUGGGACCUUAUUCUAAAUUGUGAUUAUACAAGUCAAUAGUAAUUGGAUAAAAGGAGGUCAUACUCCAUAACCCCAGAAAAUAAGUUGACAUAGUUCUCAAUUACACCAAUGGAAACAAUCAAUAGUGACUGGAACUGCCUCCUGUAACAGACAUGAACUCAAUAUGAACGUUGUGUUCUUUAUGUUAUAAUAGAUAAAGAGGGAAUUAGGUGACAUGAUUAUUUAAAAGCCAUAUUCCUCCUUUAAGCACCAUAUGUGGAUAUUUGUGAUGGUCAAGGGGAAGAAACUGCCUGUGCAGUUUAGCAAACGUAAGGUGUACUGCGCAGCAACAUAAUGUAAGCUAUCUGCUUGAUUAAGAAACAGCAGUGUUUUCCUCAUUACUAGGCCAUUACCCAGGUAGACUUCCACAUCUUAAGUGAAUUUCAUUAGUAUUGAUUUCAGUCAUAAGCUUUAAUAUCGCAGGGUCUAAAUGCAGGUCUUCCUACCUCGCCAAGAAAAACAUCUGGGGGAAAUGCUCAUACAUGGUGUUUAAGUUGUGCUAUAGUUGCUGUGAGCUGGAAAGAGAUUUUGCUGGUAUGUAUUUAGAGUUACACAACUCUGUAUCCAUUACCACUCACUAUUAAGACCUAAAAUUACCAGUCCAACAACUUGUUGAGUUGGAGAAAAUAAUGUAUUCUAAAAAGGUUUUAUGUGCAACACUGUUCACUUGAGUGUACAAAAACGGAUACCUAUUUUAUGUCUUCUCCCUAUAUUUACAACGACUUUUUACUGUAAUUUGAACUACUUUGUCCUGAUGCAGAUGGCCGGAAACGAUGAAUAAUUUAUGUGUACAAUUAACUAUCAUAACAGUGCAACGGACCAGGCGUCCUGAGGAAACAGUAAAUGAUCCUAUAGAAACAAGAGAGAGCUCAUUUUCUCCACUUAUGACAAUCAUUUUCAAAGUGUGCUUGCAAGGCUGAUAAGGUAUGUAAAUUGCUGUUAUAUGUUUUUCUCAUUUUGCUGUUGAUUACAUUUCAGUAUGAGCCAGGGAAAAACAAGCAUUGUUGAGAAAAAAAGAUGGAAUUACGUUUUGUUUUGAGUGGUUUUGGAGCAUGAAAAAUAUGCAGACCAAGCGGGUUGAGAGUUAUAGGCACUGGGACAGACAACGAGAAACACAUUGCUGAAAGCCGGUCUGGAUGGAGAAGAGGGGAGAGAGCGAGUGAGGGGGAAAGGAAAAGAAAAGAGAGAAGAGCGGAGGGGACGAACAGGGAUGGACUGUGUCCAAAUUUCCAUGUUUUUUUUCCCCUUUCCUUUCAAAUACAGAGAAAUUUACAUUCUUUCCACACAAAAGUGCUUGAACAAAUAUCUUUCAUUGAAAAAGUCAUGGCUCCCUGCAGUCUGUAAUCACUGGUAGGGCAGGAAGGCUCCAUCCCGGGGGAAACCAUCCCAGAGGAGGGGGUCAGACCAACUGGUGGGACGAGUCUGAACAACAGCAUUGCAUCCACAGCACACAUGAAAGGCAAAAAUCCUUAGGUCUCAUUGCUGAAAAUAGAACCUCAUAUUGAACUGUUUUCCUUAUUGACCACAAUGGCCAUCACGCCCAACUAUUUAACAAACUUUUACAAAGCAAUCAACUAACCAGGGACACUGGUCAAACCCAGUUGGGCACUUUGAACAUUUCUAAAAGGAAUAUGUUUAUAGACAUGCAGAAAAGAACAGUACCUAAUAAAAGUGGCAUUGUGAAGUUAAAAUUAAAUAGCAACAAAGGCCAAAAUAGAUGACUCAGUACUUUGUAUUAGUAUUGCAAAACAGAAUUACACAACUGCAGUAAAUAAUUGCUUAAGGGGACAUUGUUGUUUUUAGGGUUUCAAAAGAACUCCUUUCAUCUGUUAUGGUGAUUUAUGCUGUUAUCCAGAGCACUAUCUGUGCAUCAGCCGUUCAUUUCCAGCCACUGCUGAGAUUACAUACACAGCAAAUUCAGAGCUUUACUUGUGAGUCAUCUAGAUAAAAUGAAGUUGACUCAGUUUAUGUGAGUCUUUAUGAAAGCUGAUGUGAAACAGUGUUUUCCCAUUGAAGUCUAGAGACUCAUUCUUUGUUGCAACUCACUCAUAUUUACACGGGAUGGUAACAGGGUCUCUCCCAAAUGUGUGUGGCUGUGUGUGCUCCUAUUUGCCUGUGAGUGUUUGAGUGAGAAAUUUUUGGUGGAGAGAGACGAGCACACCACAAAGACAAAUCACUACAAAUGGUAAUACUUUUCAGUGGAUGACUGGACAAGGACAAAUCAUCAAUCCAAGUCUGGCUCACAACUUGAGUCACAUAGCUUUCCCCUUAGUCUCUCUCUGCCUUUGUUCUAUCCAGUUGUCAUAUCAUAGUGAACUGCGGUUUUCUAAAAUAUAUGCCAUUC